CUUUUGCCUUGAAUUUAAAGCUGCUUCAUAAAAUCUUAAGCCAAGCCUUUCUCUGUUUGGCUCUUACUGCAUACAAGAUGGAGGAUGCUAAGCGGCCACUUCCCUCCCCUAAUGAAGACGACAACAAAGUCCAAGACCACCUCCUCAUAUCAACCACCUCCAUCUCCUCCACUACCUUCACCGCCAGCACCGAUGACAUCCCUCCCAUCUUAGGUGUCCGAGAUUUCUUCAGAGAAUCCUAUCAUGAAUGCAAGAAGCUCUGGUAUCUAGCUGGCCCUGCCAUCUUCACCUCCGUCUGCCAAUACUCCCUUGGCGCAGUCACUCAAGUCUUCGCCGGUCAAAUCAGCACUCUCGCCCUUGCUACCGUCUCCGUCGAAAACUCAGUCAUCGCCGGCUUCUCCUUGGGCCUCAUGUUCGGAAUGGGGAGCGCUCUAGAAACUCUCUGCGGCCAGGCUUUCGGCGCCGGCCAACUGGAUAUGCUCGGAGUAUACAUGCAACGGUCGUGGGUCAUCCUCAAUUCAACUGUCUUACUGCUCAGCUUAUUCUACGUAUUCGCGGCAUCGUUUUUAAAAUUAAUCGGUCAGACGGCGAGCAUAUCCAAAGCAGCCGGAGUUUUCUCCAUAUGGAUGAUCCCGCAGCUUUUCGCCUACGCAAUCAAUUUCCCGAUGGCCAAGUUUCUGCAGGCCCAAAGCAAGAUCAUGGCGAUGGCAGUGAUAGCAGCGGCGGCGCUAGUUUUUCACGCAUUGUUCAGCUGGCUGUUGAUGCUGAAGCUGGAGUGGGGCCUGGUGGGCGCUGCCGUUGUGUUAAAUGCGUCGUGGUGGUUCAUUAUCGUGGCGCAGUUUCUUUAUAUCAUCAGCGGGGCUUGCGUACCGGCAUGGACGGGGUUUUCCUGGAAGGCAUUCCAGAACUUGUGGAGCUUUGUGAGGUUGUCACUUGCAUCGGCUGUAAUGCUCUGCUUAGAGGUGUGGUAUUAUAUGGCACUGAUUCUCUUCGCUGGAUAUCUAAAGAAUGUAGAAGUUUCAGUGGAUGCCUUGUCCAUAUGCAUGAACAUAUUGGGGUGGACAGUCAUGGUAGCUCUGGGAAUGAAUGCAGCAAUAAGUGUGAGAGUCUCGAAUGAAUUGGGAGCGAGGCAUCCGAGAGCAGCAAAACUUUCAUUGGCGGUGGCUGUAAUCUCUUCAUUCUUGAUUGGUGUCGCCAUCUCAAUUAAUUUCUUAAUCUUCCGGAGAGAGUAUCCAUACUGGUUCUCAAACGACACACAUGUUCAAGAACUUGUCAGGGAACUCACUCCAUUGCUGGCUCUAUGCAUUGUCAUCAACUUCGUUCAACCUGUACUCUCAGGAGUUGCAGUGGGAGCAGGAUGGCAAGCUGUUGUUGCAUAUGUGAAUAUUGGGUGUUACUAUAUCUUUGGAGUUCCUCUUGGUCUCAUAUUAGGUUACAAGCUUGAAUUCGGUGUCAAGGGGAUUUGGUGUGGUAUGUUAUCAGGAACAACCUUGCAGACUAUUGUCCUGUUUGUUAUGAUUUAUAAAACAAAUUGGAACAGAGAGGCUUCUAUCGCUAAGGACAGGAUUAAGAAAUGGGGAGGUGAAGAAGGUUCUAAAGAGAACAAUGUGGGAAAAAAUAUUGAAGAGAAAGCAACAUAAUUAAGGGGUCAAAUGAAUUUUUGAGCAUAUUAGAUAUCGAGGAUGCGAGAGGACACAGUACACGGAUGUUCUUCCAUACAAAAUAUAAGAAAAAUGAGUAUGUAUGCAAUUAGAUUGACAAGUACCUGGGAUGGUGCAAUUACUUAACUGCAAUGCAAGCAUUUCAUUAUGUUCUAGUGUCCAGUGCAGAUCCUCCAUAGCCAAACAGUUCAAGAGAUUUCAAGAAAAAAAUUUUUGAAAA
Messenger RNA from Rubroshorea leprosula, 1881 nucleotides. The record is from the annotation of a GenBank genome assembly. Lineage: Eukaryota; Viridiplantae; Streptophyta; Magnoliopsida; Malvales; Dipterocarpaceae.